AGAACAACAUGUACUUCAUACUUUUCAUUGAUGAGUUCUCUUGAAUGACAUAAAAUCACAAGUCUUUGAAGUAUUCCAAAAGUUCAAGGUCCUUGCUGAAAAUCAAAGUGGAGAAUGGAUAAAAGUACUAAGAAGUGAUCGCGACAAAGAGUACACCUCCCACGAGUUUGACAUAUUUUGCGAGGAUGAAGGCAUAGAGCGAAAACUUACAGUCGCAUAUUCUCCUCAACAAAAUGGUAUGUCCGAAAGAAAGAAUCGCACAGUUAUGGAGAUGGCUAGAUCGAUGCUUAAAGAAAAGGGAUUGCCUAACACAUUUUAGGCUGAAGCAGUCGACACUGCUCUGUUUACAUACUCAACAAAUGUCCAACUAAGAUAGUACAAGAUAAGACUCCAAUUGAAGCUUGGAAUGGGGUAUAUUUGAGAGUUAGAUUUUUGAAAAGUUUUGAAUAAAAAGUUUUAGAUGGUUGUAAGUAGACUAAUUUUUUCAGAGCAAUUGAUAAUUAUGUAUACACACACAUUGACAGAGAUGUAUGCAUAUUAUACAUGUAUCUAUAUGUAUAUUCUACAUAUCUAACUAACUUGACAUAUAUCAGUUAGGUAAAUAAAAUGCAAGCAGUUGAUAUGAUAAUAUCAACAAAAUGUAUAUCAGCUUACUUACCAGUCAAACUAACAAACUACCAUUCAACUACGAUUUCACCACCCUAUUUUACUUCAUUUUUCAGAACUCUUAACUCUUUCAUUUGUCAUUGCUAACAUACCAUUGUAAUCUUUUGAGUUGUUCUCUUUUCAAUCUUUGAUAAACCUUCUCUGGUGUUACACCAAAGAAUUUUCUCCUUUUUUCCUCAUUCAUCAUCUAAGCUAUGGCAAGGAAUAAGAGUUUACAAGCCAAACUGGUACUCCUGGGAGACAUGGGAACGGGGAAGACGAGUUUGGUGCUUAGAUUUGUUAAAGGUCAAUUUUCGGAAUAUCAGGAAUCAACAAUUGGAGCAGCAUUCUUCACUCAGGUUCUGUCUUUAAAUGAAGCCACUGUGAAGUUUGAUAUAUGGGACACAGCAGGGCAAGAAAGAUACCAUAGUUUGGCUCCUAUGUAUUAUCGUGGUGCUGCCGCUGCUAUUGUUGUUUAUGACAUUACAAGCACGGAUUCUUUUUUACGCGCAAAGAAGUGGGUUAGAGAAGUUCAAAGACAAGCAAAUCCAAAUUUGAUAAUGUUUUUGGUGGCUAACAAGGCUGAUUUGGAAGACCAGAGAAAAAUUGGAAAUGAGGAGGGUGAGGAAUAUGCCAAAGAAAACGGCAUGUCUUUCUUUGAAACUUCAGCAAAAACAGCACAGAAUGUCAACGAGCUCUUCUAUGAAAUAGGUAAGAGAUUGGCAAAAGCCAACCCUUCGCGACAAACUGGAAUUAAGCUUCAUGGCAGAACUCGAGAAACAAGAAGAAGACUGUUUUGUUGUGCUUAAGCUUAACGAACGGAAUAUCUUUAAUCUUUCGUAUGAUAUGUAAUAUAUUAUACUCAAGAACAUAUGUUUGUUCAGUCUGUGUACAUGGUAAGAUCUCACAUCCAAAGUGUGGCUCAGAUGUAAACUUUUGUAUCAGCAAACUUCUCAUGUCAUUUAUAUGUGAUUAAUCAUUUCAUUUCA
Molecule: messenger RNA, 1634 nt
Organism: Lathyrus oleraceus (garden pea)
Lineage: Eukaryota; Viridiplantae; Streptophyta; Magnoliopsida; Fabales; Fabaceae
Product: ras-related protein RHN1
Exons: 7
Coding region: 861-1454 (197 amino acids)
Molecular function (GO): GTPase activity; GTP binding
Source: RefSeq, a predicted model, not a curated record